CAGGUGGCUUGAAUGGGGGAGCUUCCUUCUUGUUUCUGUUCUCUCAUGCUGGCUUUAAUUUCUUUCCUUUUUUAACUAUAUGGACCAACGGAACAGUAAGAUAAAGCUGUCAAAGAAGGUCAGUUAAUUCCGAUCUAAUAAGACAGACAAUUUAAUGUUGAUGGCUACAUGUGGAUCACAGACUCGGGAGAUCUACAUAUCAGUUGUAGUUAUCUUCUCUGUAUUUUCUCCUGUGAUAGAAUGCAAAUGAAAUAAGCCUGGAAAGUUUUGAUAGAGAUGGGGAAGACAGGAAAAUGGCUUAAAAGUUUCUUGACAGGGAAGAAAGACAGAGAGAAGGAGAAAUUUAUCAGUAAUCAAACGACUACUGCUGCCAUAGAAAAUCCAUUAACUGCAACCCCGAAAGAAAAACGGAGAUGGAGCUUCCGAAGAUCUUCAGCUACUGCAGGAGCUCCUUCUGCAGAGCAAAUUGCCCCUGCUGCACCGCCAGCUAUGCAAGUUGCAAUAGACAAAGAAGAUGAGCAGAAGAAGCAUGCUAUGGCUGUAGCUGCAGCCACGGCUGCAGCUGCUGAUGCAGCUGUGGCAGCUGCACAGGCUGCGGCUGCUGUGAUCAGGCUAACAGCUGCUGCCAACGGGAGAGCCAGCGCCAUUGAAGAGGCUGCUGCCUUAAAGAUUCAAUCCUUUUUCCGCGCUUAUUUGGCAAGAAAAGCACUGCGCGCAUUGAAGGGACUAGUGAAGCUGCAGGCAUUGGUAAGAGGUCACCUGGUGAGAAAACAAGCCACAGCUACACUGCGGUGCAUGCAGGCAUUGGUUACAGUGCAGGCUAGAGCUCGCGCUCAGAGAAUCCGCAUGGCUGAAGAACCAGAUCAAGCUAAUCAGAGGCAGUCAGUCCACAGAAAAUCAACUCAGGAGAAUUGGUUAAGGCAUACAUAUUCGGAGAUUGAUAGAGGCAUGGAAGAGAACAUUAAGAUAGUAGAGAUUGAUAAUGGUGAAUCAAAGGGAAGUUCAAAGAGCAGAAAUAGCUACUCAAACCAUCCACAGUAUGCUUCACAUCGCGCUUAUUCCACCCAAGAUAAUUACCAGGUUUCCCCAGCUCCAUCAGCGCUGACUGACAUAAGCCCCAGAGCCUGCAGUGGUUAUUUUGAGGACUACUCUUAUAGCAUAGCGCAAAGUAGUCCACAGUACUAUUCUGCCAUAUCCAAGCCUGACCCUUCAAAAGUUCCUUUUGCCUUCCCUAGGACAGAUUAUGCUGAAUCUUUGUCCUAUGACUACCCGUUGUUUCCCAAUUACAUGGCUAAUACAGAAUCUUCAAGGGCCAAAGUUCGUUCUCAGAGUGCGCCCAAGUCAAGGCCAGAUUCAUUUGAGAGGCAACCAAGCCGACGAAGGGCAUCCAUAGAAGGAAGAAAUUUCCCAAAAGCUGUGCGGAUGCAAAGGUCUUCUUCUCAUGUCGGUAUGACUGCUCAAAAUUACCAAUAUCCAUGGUCAAUCAAGCUUGACAGGUCAUCAGUUUCGCUUAAAGACAGUGAGUGUGGAUCCACCAGCACAGUGCUUACUAACACCAACUACUGCAGAUCACUUGUCGCAUACGAUCCUUAUGGAAACAGGUACUAACAGUGCAUCUCUAUGCAGACUUCAUACAAAUAAUACAAGCACCGGAAGGAAAUGAUCAAGAAAAGUGAAGUUUCUGAUAAAGAAACUGCCAUAAUUUCCUGACAGAUUUUCAUCGGUGUCACUACAAGGAGCUCUAUAUUUAAAAAACCACUACGUAGAGUGUUUCUUUUUUUUUUUUAAAUUUCGUGUGAAUGUUUUUGCAUGAUUUGAUUGAAUGUGGUUCUUACACAAAGCUUAUGAUAAUGAGCUGCAAGCAUUACGAUUGCAGAAGUAGGUACUCAAUAACGUACCGAUUCAUUUUCUGUUCAUAAAAAAUUAUAUGGUGUGAUUGUUUCCCAUGUUAAUAAUCAAAAACUUAGUUAUUUUUAUGGA
Molecule: messenger RNA, 1980 nt
Organism: Mangifera indica (mango)
Lineage: Eukaryota; Viridiplantae; Streptophyta; Magnoliopsida; Sapindales; Anacardiaceae
Product: protein IQ-DOMAIN 19
Exons: 4
Coding region: 277-1608 (443 amino acids)
Molecular function (GO): protein binding
Source: RefSeq, a predicted model, not a curated record